UAUCAAUAUCAUAAACAAACAGAACUUUUAUUAUUAUAUUCUCUGUUUCCUUUGUUCAUCUCCUGAAGCAAUCAAGAGAGAUGUUGUCACAUGUUGUUGAGAAGCUCAAUGGGAACAACAAGAAACCCAAGUGUGAUGAAGGUGAUGAGUGCAAGAUGAUCAAAGGCACUGUUGUGUUGAUGAAGAAGAAUGUUUUGGACUUCAAUGACUUCAAUGCUUCUGUUCUUGAUGGUAUUCGUGAGUUGUUUGGCCAUGGUGUCUCCCUCCAACUCAUCAGUGCUUCUGCUAAUGAAAAUGGGUUGCAAGGGAAACUAGGAAAGCCAUCAAAUUUAGAAGAUUGGAUCACCACAGGCACUUCAUUAGUCGCCGGUGAAUCAGCAUUCAACGUGACGUUUGAUUCGGAUGAAGACAUUGGAGUUCCAGGGGCAUUCCUGAUAAGAAACAAUCAUCACAGUGAAUUCUACCUUAAGACUGUGACACUUGAAAAUGUUCCAGGCCAAGGCAGAAUCCACUUUGUUUGCAAUUCAUGGGUUUACCCUUCUCAUCGCUACAAAAAUGAUCGCGUUUUCUUCUCCAACACGACAUAUCUUCCAAGCCAAACACCGGAGUCACUGCGUAAGUAUAGAGAAGAAGAGCUAGUGAACUUAAGAGGUGAUGGUAAUGGAGAGCUCAAGGAGUGGGAUAGGGUUUAUGAUUAUGCUUACUACAAUGAUUUGGGUAAUCCUGACAAAGGUCCCAAGUAUGUUCGACCGGUUCUUGGAGGGUCUACUGAGUAUCCUUAUCCGCGCAGAGGAAGAACAGGCAGAAAACCAGCAGAGAAAGAUCCUAAUACAGAGAGCAGAUUGCCACUUCUGAUGAGCUUGAACAUUUACGUUCCAAGAGACGAGCGAUUUGGUCAUUUGAAGUUAUCAGAUUUUCUUGCUUAUGCACUGAAAUCAGUAGCUCAGUUCAUUAGGCCUGAACUUGAAGCCUUAUUUGACAGUACACCGAACGAAUUCGACUCCUUUGAAGAUGUACUAAAGCUCUAUGAAGGAGGGUUUAAGCUCCCUGAUGGUCCUCUACUUGACAAUAUCAAGAAAAACAUUCCUCUAGAGUUGCUUAAGGAAAUUUUCCGGUCUGACGGUGAAGGAGCCUUGAGAUUCCCAAUGCCUCAAGUUAUUCAAGAGGAUAAAUCUGCAUGGAGGACUGAUGAAGAAUUUGCAAGAGAAAUGCUUGCUGGAGUGAACCCUGUGAUUAUUCAUCGUCUCGAGGAAUUUCCCCCAAAAAGCAAGCUGGAUCCUGAAACAUAUGGUGAUCAGGAUAGCAAAAUAACCGAAGAACACAUAGAGGGAAGCCUCAAUGGACUGACCAUAGACAUGGCAAUCAAGAACAGCAGGCUGUUCAUAUUGGAUCACCACGACAUGCUAAUGCCGUACCUUAGGAGGAUCAAUGACAGUACCUCAACAAAGACUUAUGCAUCCCGGACACUCCUUUUCUUGCUCGAUGAUGGGACGCUAAAGCCAUUAGCGAUUGAAUUGAGUUUGCCGCAUCCAGAAGGAGAUAAGUUUGGAGCCAUUAGUACAGUAUACACUCCAGCUGAACGUGGCGUCGAAGGUUCCAUUUGGCAGCUCGCGAAAGCAUAUGUCGCUGUAAAUGACUCCGGUGUUCAUCAGCUUAUUAGCCACUGGUUGAACACUCAUGCAGUGAUGGAACCAUUUGUUAUUGCAACAAAUAGGCAGCUCAGUGUGCUUCACCCUAUUCACAAGCUCUUGCAUCCUCAUUUCCGCGACACGAUGAAUAUAAACGCGUUGGCCAGGCAGGCACUCAUCAAUGCUGGUGGAAUACUGGAGUCAACAGUUUUUCCUGGAAAAUUCGCAAUGGAACUGUCUUCUGUUGUUUAUAAAAACUGGGUUUUCAAUGAACAAGCUCUCCCUGAAGAUCUCAAAAAGAGAGGAAUAGCAGUUGAGGAUCCUAAUUCGCGACACGGUCUUAACUUACUGAUAAAGGACUAUCCAUAUGCUGUUGAUGGACUUGAAAUCUGGUUUGCAAUCAAAACAUGGGUGAAGGACUAUUGCUCCUUCUACUAUCAAAACGACGAGACAGUUCAAAAUGACGCUGAGCUCCAAUCGUGGUGGAAGGAACUCCGCGAGGUAGGCCAUGGUGACAAGAAAGAUGAACCCUGGUGGUCUAAAAUGGAGACUCUUCAAGACUUGAUAGAAACAUGCACCAUCAUCAUUUGGAUAGCUUCUGCACUCCAUGCUUCAAUCAACUUUGGACAAUAUCCAUUUGCAGGUUACCUCCCAAACCGUCCAACGAUAAGCAGAAGGUUCAUGCCUGAAAAAGGAACUCCUGAGUACGCUGAGCUCGAAUCGAACCCUGACAAGACAUUCUUGAAAACAAUCACUUCACAACUACAAACUCUUCUUGGUAUCUCAUUGAUAGAGAUUUUGUCGAGGCAUUCAUCGGACGAGGUCUAUCUAGGACAAAGAGACACUCCUGAAUGGACUGCAGAUGAAGCUCCAUUGAAAGCAUUUGAGAGAUUUGCAGAAAAGCUUGGAGGGAUUGAGGACAAAAUCAUUGAAAUGAACAAUGAUGAGAGGUUGAAGAACAGGGUUGGCCCUAUUAAGGUGCCUUACACAUUGAUGUAUCCUACUAGUGAAGGUGGACUUACUGGCAAGGGAAUUCCCAAUAGUGUCUCGAUCUAAAGCUUCUUAUCAAGAACAAGCAACAAUUAGUGCUAUACAAAUAGUAGAUGAAUGUUUAUGCAUAUCCAAAUCAUAUAAAUAAAUCAAUACAAAUAAUACUAUUUGAUAUGUGAAGUA
Molecule: messenger RNA, 2801 nt
Organism: Tripterygium wilfordii
Lineage: Eukaryota; Viridiplantae; Streptophyta; Magnoliopsida; Celastrales; Celastraceae
Product: probable linoleate 9S-lipoxygenase 5
Exons: 9
Coding region: 81-2684 (867 amino acids)
Biological process (GO): lipid oxidation
Molecular function (GO): metal ion binding; oxidoreductase activity, acting on single donors with incorporation of molecular oxygen, incorporation of two atoms of oxygen; protein binding
Source: RefSeq, a predicted model, not a curated record